This is a messenger RNA of Malus domestica (apple), 749 nucleotides long. NCBI's taxonomy places the organism in Eukaryota, Viridiplantae, Streptophyta, Magnoliopsida, Rosales, Rosaceae. The record is from RefSeq and is a predicted model, not a curated record.
GGCCAACGACGUCGUUGGGGAAGAACUUAUCGGUUCUGCCAAUUAUCUGACUUUGCUCAGGGAGCCAAUUAUUACCCGUCCCUCUUCUUGUCGAAACAUACAGUCCCCUCCAUUUCCUCCGUCGUCGAAGAUCACCAGUGCACAAAAAGAGAGAGAGACAUGCAUCUAUGGCCGUCGGCGACGAUCAGAGACUCCUUCAAGCUCGAUUACCUGAGGAAGCUCGACUGGAACCUCCAGAGGAUGAAAAGCGAGAAGGAAUCACAAAAAUCAGUCAAGCAGAACCUGCUCGAUGGCCAAGACGGCGGAGCCGCCAAACAGUUGGAUAGCCCACGAGGCCAAGUCAACGGAAAAGCGGCGGACUUGACCAAUCCAAAGGCUCAUGGAAGAGAUAGAAUGGUCGCUGGACUCUGCGGAGAGACUCUGAUGCUUCUCUCUUGCUGCUUCUGCUGUGGAGCAUGCGCAGAUGAAGAGGCUGAUCUUAUCUUUUGACGACGAGUCUAGGAAUCGAACGUCACAGACAAUAAUGUAGAGUCUUUCUUAGUUUUGGUCUUAAUAUUAGACUUCCCUGGGCGUAUAUGUCAACAAGACGAAGAUGAUACAAGGGAAAAUUGUAAUUCUUGUUACAACUAUGGAGGAGGAUGUCUGCACCUGUAUAUUGUUGGGUGCUAAUAUGACGCAGAAUGCUUGUAUUGCUAAUUUUCUAUGGAUAGAAUAACAUUGUUUACGAUUGGUUUUACGGUGGAACUUUA